AUGGGAUGCACUUCUUCUAAGCCAAGAACGCUCGGAACUCUUAAACAAGUGGAAUCCUUCAGCACGGAUGACAUGGAACCGCCACGUCAUACUGAAUCAGACGUUAUGCUUAAACCGAGCAUGUACAUUGGCGAUAAGAAGACCGAUUUCAACAGCCUGUACACACCCUGUAGAAAACUUGGCAGCGGCGCCUACGGAAAUGUGUACCUGUGUACGAGGAAGGAAACCAGUAAAGAAUACGCAGUUAAGGUCAUAAAGAAGCAGGACCUGUCAGAUCGGAAACUAUCCAAUGAUUUGCUGAAGGAAGUAAACUACCUGAAGGAGCUGGAUCACCCGAACAUUGCAAAGCUGCAUGACGUGUACGAGGAUGAUACGGCAUACUAUAUAGUAAUGGAUGCGUGCUACGGAGGAGAGUUGUUCGAACAAAUAAUUAAGAGGAAGAAGCUUACGGAAAGCUGCUCAGCGUCGAUCAUAAAACAGAUACUGUCAGGAGUCUGCUAUUUACACAAGAACAGGAUCGUACACAGAGACCUGAAGCCGGAAAAUCUGCUAUUGGAAACGGAAGAAGUAAACUCGAGGAUAAAGAUAGUCGACUUCGGCCUAUCGGCAAGAUUAUUCGAUCAGACGCUGAGGGAGCGACUGGGAACGGUCUAUUAUAUCGCUCCGGAAGUAAUUAAGAAGAAUUACGAUGAAAAGUGCGACGUGUGGUCAUGCGGCGUCAUACUCUACAUUUUGCUGUGCGGAUAUCCGCCUUUCGCGGCAGGCCAGGACAACGAGAUUAUACAAAAGGUCGUAGAAGGCUCCUACACGUUCCCUUCGAAGGAGUGGUCAAAAGUGUCGAGUGACGCUAAGGACCUGAUAAACAUGAUGUUGACGUACGACCCGAAAAAGAGGAUCUCGGCAGCCCAAGCGCUCCGCCACCAGUGGAUCGUUAAACGAACGAAGGAAUCCAGUAACAUCUUUGAGCCUGAAUCCAUGUCACUCGCACUCACAAACCUCAGGUCGUUCACGAAGACGCAGAAGUUGGGGCAGGCAGCGAUGCUUUUAAUGGCAAACAAGUUCACCACAAACGAUGAAAUUAACGAACUGACGAAACUAUUUUCGGAAUUGGACACGAACGGGGACGGCUCCUUGGACAGGAGUGAGUUGCUGCACGGAUACAGAAAGGUUAAGCAGCAUAUGCGUGACUCGUGUUCCAAAAUGACUGACGAGGAAAUUAAAAAGGAAGUCAAUGAUAUAAUUAAGGCCUGUGACCUAGAUCACAGCGGAACCAUAAACUACUGUGAAUUCAUAACUGGCUGUAUCGAUAAGUGUAAAUUACUUUCCAAGGAGAGACUGAAGUUGGCAUUCUCCACAUUUGACGCAGAUGGCUCAGGCAAAAUAAGCAAGAAAGAGAUAACUGAAAUCUUUGGACUCUGUAAAUUACCUGAGAGCUGGUCCACGCUCCUAGACGACAUGGACGUGAACCACGACGGUGAAAUCGAUUUUGAUGAGUUCGUUUCCAUGCUAAAUCAGGUUUCUGCCUUCUAG
Messenger RNA from Theileria orientalis strain Shintoku, 1530 nucleotides. RefSeq names its product calmodulin-domain protein kinase. Gene Ontology annotation, biological process: peptidyl-serine phosphorylation; intracellular signal transduction; protein autophosphorylation. Gene Ontology annotation, molecular function: calcium-dependent protein serine/threonine kinase activity; calcium ion binding; calcium/calmodulin-dependent protein kinase activity. Gene Ontology annotation, cellular component: cytoplasm; nucleus. The record is from RefSeq and is a predicted model, not a curated record. NCBI's taxonomy places the organism in Eukaryota, Apicomplexa, Aconoidasida, Piroplasmida, Theileriidae. The transcript is spliced from 7 exons. Bases 1 to 1530 code for a protein of 509 amino acids.